GUUUCCACCGGCAGUGUUGGAUAACCCCACCCAGCUGGAACCUCUUGCUUCGUAAACUUUGUAUUUUUGCCAAAUAAUUUGCAAAUUGCAAUGUUUGAGAGCUGAAAUAUAAAAAAAAAAUAGAAAUGGAAGUUGAGCAGACGUCGAUCAGGUCGGAUACAAACUCAACGUGCGAGUUCCUGGACGCAGAGGGCGAUCCGGAGGCAAACGAACCGGAAACGAGUCUCUAUCAGGAGGCGGAUCACGACCAGGAGGCUGAGCAACAGAACCAUAGUAUUAUCUCGGAGCUAAGAGAUGGCCUUGACAACACCCGGAAUACAAACACCAGUGCCCUCAGUCCGGAACCAGGGCAGCAGACAAAAGGACUGGCUGCCUCCGAGGAAUCCCUGGCGCUGAGCACCUCGACUAGUGCUAAAACGGAGGAUUCCGUUGGCGGAUUGGAUGAGGAGUACGACUAUCAGCAUGACACCCUGUGGCGGGGUCAAAAGAAACACAUUUUCAUCCUCAGCGAGGCGGGAAAACCGAUAUUUUCCCUGCACGGCAAUGAGGACAAGUUGGCCACGCUUUUCGGUGUAAUCCAGGCUCUGGUUAGCUUCGUGCAACUGGGUCAGGAUGCCAUCACCUCCAUACAUGCGGCCGGCAUAAAGUUUGCCUUUAUGCAGCGCAGUUCGCUUAUCCUGGUCGCCGCCACCAGGAGUAACAUGAGUGUCCAGCAGCUCCAGUUACAGCUAGGAGAUGUCUACAAUCAAAUACUAUCCAUACUGACGUACUCACACAUGACGAAGAUCUUUGAGAAACGCAAAAACUUCGAUUUGAGGAGACUGCUCUCUGGGAGCGAGCGAUUGUUUUAUAAUCUGCUGGCAAAUGACAGCAGUAGUGCCAAGGUGUCCAACAACAUCUUCACAUUUCUGACCAACUCCAUACGCGUCUUCCCGUUGUCCACAACGAUACGCUCGCAGAUCACCAGCGCCAUUCAAAGCAACUGUUCAAAGAUUAAGAAUCUGGUGUUUGCCGUGCUGAUAGCCAAUAACAAACUCAUAGCACUGGUCCGCAUGAAGAAGUACUCCAUACAUCCAGCUGAUCUGCGUCUCAUCUUUAACCUGGUAGAGUGCUCGGAAUCUUUUAAGAGCUCCGAGAACUGGUCGCCCAUUUGCCUGCCAAAAUUUGACAUGAAUGGCUAUCUGCAUGCACAUGUCUCUUAUUUAGCGGACGAUUGUCAAGCCUGCUUGCUCCUGCUAUCCGUGGAUCGGGAUGCCUUCUUCACGCUGGCGGAGGCCAAGGCAAAGAUUACGGAAAAGCUGCGAAAGAACCAUUGCCUGGAGGCCAUCAACGAGGAGCUACAGCAACCCUACAAUGUAAAACUUUACCAACAGGUUGUGGGAAUUCCCGAGCUGCGGCACUUCUUGUACAAGCCGAAAAGUACGGCACAAUUGCUGUGUCCCAUGCUCAGGAAUCCGUACAAGUCCCUACAGGAGCUGGAGCGCCUGGAGGCCAUCUACUGUGACCUGCUGCACCGCAUUCACAAUAGCUCUCGGCCGCUGAAACUCAUCUACGAGGUGAAGGAGCGCGAGGUGGUGUUGGCCUGGGCCACCGGUACCUACGAACUUUACGCCGUCUUCGAACCAGUCGUAGACAAAGCCACCGUGAUUAAAUACGUGGACAAGCUUAUCAAGUGGAUAGAGAAGGAGUACGACGUCUACUUUAUACGAAACCAUGCCACAUUCUAAGCUGUAGCUAGCAUUUCUAGGGAAUUUUGAGAUAUAUGACUAUUUUUAUAUUGCUCUUCUGCCAAACAAUCCAGGACAAAGUUGUUGUGCUGCUGUUGUGACGGCUUCUAUUUAACUGAUCCUUGUAUACCACAAUUACGGAUGUACAGUUGUAAUUUAAAGAUCUAAGUAAAUUCUUAAAACUUGAAA
Molecule: messenger RNA, 1916 nt
Organism: Drosophila ficusphila
Lineage: Eukaryota; Metazoa; Arthropoda; Insecta; Diptera; Drosophilidae
Gene: Mon1
Product: vacuolar fusion protein MON1 homolog A
Exons: 3
Coding region: 126-1727 (533 amino acids)
Biological process (GO): protein targeting to vacuole; endosome to lysosome transport via multivesicular body sorting pathway
Source: RefSeq, a predicted model, not a curated record